Messenger RNA from Mesorhabditis spiculigera, 531 nucleotides. NCBI's taxonomy places the organism in Eukaryota, Metazoa, Nematoda, Chromadorea, Rhabditida, Rhabditidae. The record is from the annotation of a GenBank genome assembly.
AUGCUGCUGGUCCUUGUAUACAUCGGAAUUUCUUUGGACUACAUCCUUAUGGAAGUGGUUGUGCCCAUCCUUCCCGAAUACCUCCUUCGGCUGUCGCAUCCGGACGAUGCUGAAUUUAUUCUGGGUCGAUUGAUUGUCACCGAUGAGUCGAAAUCAAAAGCUGCGCUCCGACAUCAGCUAAUAGAAUCGGAGGGAGUGUCGUUUAGCAUACUCUAUGGAUCGAAGACUUUCGUUCAGCUAUGGUCCAAUUUUCUUGUUGGGCCCUUGACCAACAGAAUUGGGUAUUCGAUGCCCCUCUUUAUUGGAUUUGUCAUUAUGACUGCAUCUACCAUGAUGUUCGCCUUCGGCAACAGCUAUAUUAUUCUUCUGCUCGCUAGAUCUCUCCAAGGGGCUGGUUCCGCUUGUACCGCUACUGCAGGGAUGGCAUUGCUCGCGGGUGUCUACACCGACGAGAAAGAGAGGAGUUGGGCGAUGGGUAUCGCGCUGGGUGCUAUAGCGAUUGGUAGAAUAAUCAACACUUGGAACGCUGUU